AUGGCCGGCUGGGGUUCAAAAAUCGAGAUGAAAUAUGGGAGCGCGGGCAGAAUAGAUAAUCUGGUCGCCGCCUUCCUCUUCGUACUGACCGUGGUGACCUUCCGGAACGGACCUCAGGAUUGGACGAAAACCGACCUCGCGGAGCUAAGCCACGUAGGACGCGUGCCGCCCUUGCUGUCCGCAGGCUUCCUGAGCACCGGGGACCAGGCGGCCAAGGGCAACUACGGGCUGCUGGACCAGAUCCAGGCGCUGCGCUGGAUCGAGGAGAACGUGGGCGCCUUCGGGGGGGACCCCAAGAGAGUCACCAUCUUCGGGUCCGGGGCCGGGGCCUCCUGCGUCAGCCUGCUCACCCUGUCCCACUACUCGGAAGGACUGUUCCAGAAGGCCAUCAUCCAGAGCGGCACCGCGCUGUCCAGCUGGGCGGUGAACUACCAGCCGGCCAAGUACACGCGGCUGCUGGCCGACAAAGUGGGGUGCAGCAUGCUGGACACCACGGACAUGGUGGAGUGUCUGCGGGGCAAGAGCCACAAGGAGCUGAUCCAGCAGAGCAUCACGCCGGCCACCUACCACAUCGCCUUCGGGCCGGUCAUCGACGGGGACGUGAUCCCGGACGACCCGCAGAUCCUCAUGGAGCAGGGCGAGUUCCUCAACUACGACAUCAUGCUGGGCGUGAACCAGGGCGAGGGGCUCAAGUUCGUGGACGGCAUCGUGGACGCCGAGGACGGGGUGACGCCCAACGACUUCGACUUCUCCGUGUCCAACUUCGUGGACAACCUGUACGGCUACCCCGAGGGCAAGGACACGCUGCGGGAGACCAUCAAGUUCAUGUACACGGACUGGGCCGACAAGGAGAACCCCGAGACGCGCCGCAAGACGCUCGUGGCGCUCUUCACCGACCACCAGUGGGUGGCGCCCGCCGUGGCCACGGCCGACCUGCACGCGCAGUACGGCUCGCCCACCUACUUCUACGCCUUCUACCACCACUGCCAGAGCGAGAUGAAGCCCAGCUGGGCCGACUCGGCGCACGGGGACGAGGUGCCCUACGUGUUCGGCGUCCCCAUGGUCGGCCCCACCGAGCUCUUCAGCUGCAACUUCUCCAAGAACGACGUCAUGCUCAGCGCCGUCGUCAUGACCUACUGGACCAACUUCGCCAAGACCGGGGACCCCAACCAGCCGGUUCCCCAGGACACCAAAUUCAUCCACACCAAGCCGAACCGCUUCGAGGAGGUGGCGUGGUCCAAGUACAACCCCAAGGACCAGCUGUACCUGCACAUCGGCCUGAAGCCGCGGGUGCGGGACCACUACCGGGCCACCAAGGUCGCCUUCUGGCUGGAGCUGGUCCCCCACCUGCACAACCUCAACGAGAUCUUCCAGUACGUGUCCACGACCACCAAGGUGCCCCCGCCCGACAUGACGUCCUUCCCCUACGGCACCCGCCGCUCCCCGGCCAAGAUCUGGCCCACCACGAAGCGCCCGGCCAUCACGCCCGCCAACAGCCCCAAGCAGGCCCGGGACCCGCACAAGCCGGGCCCCGAGGACACCACGGUGCUCAUCGAGACCAAGCGGGACUACUCCACGGAGCUGAGCGUUACCAUCGCCGUGGGCGCCUCGCUGCUCUUCCUCAACAUCCUGGCCUUCGCCGCGCUCUACUACAAGAAGGACAAGCGCCGGCACGAGACGCACCGCCGGCCCAGCCCCCCGCGCAACCCCAGCAACGACAUCGCCCACCUGCAGAACGAGGAGAUGGUGUCGCUGCAGAUGAAGCAGCUGGACCACGACCACGAGUGCGAGGCCCUCCCGGCGCACGACACCCUGCGGCUGGCCUGCCCGCCCGACUACACGCUCACCCUGCGCCGCUCGCCCGACGACAUCCCACUCAUGACCCCCAACACCAUCACCAUGAUCCCCAACACGCUCACGGGCAUGCAGUCCCUGCACACCUUCAACACCUUCGGGGGCGGCGGCGGCGGUGGCCAGAACAGUACGAAUUUGCCCCACGGACACUCCACCACCCGGGUAUAGCCGGGGCCCCCACGCCUCGGGAUGCCCUGCAGCAGGGGAGUGGUGGAGGAGGCGCAGAGACGCCAAGGCAGACACAGGUGCCUCCCCACCUUCCCUCCCCCCCCAAAAAAAAAACAAAAAACAACAACGCACGGGCUGCAGGUCACACACUUCACACAGACACGCAACGAAUUAGAAGGAC
Sorex araneus (European shrew) is the source of this 2203-nucleotide messenger RNA. It is a transcript of the gene NLGN4X, whose product is annotated as neuroligin 4 X-linked. The record is from RefSeq and is a predicted model, not a curated record. Gene Ontology annotation, biological process: neuron cell-cell adhesion; presynaptic membrane assembly; postsynaptic membrane assembly. NCBI's taxonomy places the organism in Eukaryota, Metazoa, Chordata, Mammalia, Eulipotyphla, Soricidae. Gene Ontology annotation, cellular component: synapse; postsynaptic specialization membrane; cell surface. Gene Ontology annotation, molecular function: neurexin family protein binding; signaling receptor activity. Bases 1 to 2022 code for a protein of 673 amino acids. The transcript is spliced from 4 exons.